This is a messenger RNA of Caenorhabditis sp. 36 PRJEB53466, 737 nucleotides long. NCBI's taxonomy places the organism in Eukaryota, Metazoa, Nematoda, Chromadorea, Rhabditida, Rhabditidae. The record is from the annotation of a GenBank genome assembly.
AUGGCAGGCCGAUUACGCGAAAUGCGAUGCGAGUUGUCGUUUCUGAAAAACUCUGACGGAUCCGCAUGCUUCUCGCAGGGAUCCACGUGCGUCUGGGCGUCGUGCAGCGGCCCCGGAGACGUGCACGCUUCGAAAGCGAACGAAGAAGCGAUGACACUCGAUGUCAGUUAUAGAGCCAACUGCGGAGAUAAUAAAUUCAGCCCGGUAAGAAUCGGAAUACUUUCAGAAUGAAAUCCAUCGUGUUUUAAGCUGAACAGCAUAAUCCAAUCGACUCUUUCGAAGGCCAUCAAUCUGGAGUUGUUCCCGCACACCACGAUCGCAGUCACUAUUCAUGGGAUCCAAGACGAUGGAAGCAUCGGAGCGGUCGCAUUGAACGGAGCAUGCUUCGCACUUCUUGACAACGGAAUGCCCUUCGAGUAAGAGAGACUUGGCAUUUCAGUUACAUUUCAUUCGACCAUUUAAGAACUGUUUUCUGCGGAGUCUUGGUGGUCCGAGUGAAAGACGAAUUGGUCAUCGAUCCGACUGCGAAGCAGGAAGCAGCUUCCACCGGACAAGUGCUCUUUUCAGUGUGCAGAGGAUCCGACGGACAUCCGGAAGUGUGCUCGAUGGACGCCGUUGGUCCGUGGGAUUAUAUCCAGUUGGAGGCAGCCUGGUGCCUCGCACAGCCCUCCGCCACCGCCAUCUUUAAGUUCUACAGAAGUGUGAUGCAGAGAAAACACUCGGUUGACGAGCAAUGA